Stylophora pistillata is the source of this 916-nucleotide messenger RNA. RefSeq names its product beta-2 adrenergic receptor-like. Gene Ontology annotation, molecular function: neurotransmitter receptor activity; G protein-coupled serotonin receptor activity. Gene Ontology annotation, cellular component: dendrite; plasma membrane. NCBI's taxonomy places the organism in Eukaryota, Metazoa, Cnidaria, Anthozoa, Scleractinia, Pocilloporidae. The record is from RefSeq and is a predicted model, not a curated record. Gene Ontology annotation, biological process: G protein-coupled receptor signaling pathway, coupled to cyclic nucleotide second messenger; chemical synaptic transmission.
ACAGAACCCUUACUGCUGUCCUGGGUUUAAUUUUCGUCUCUGUAAUUUGCACGGGAAAUGGUUUAGUACUCGUCACGAUUUACAAGAAAGCGACCUUACACUCGGUUACUAACUACUUCUUAGCUGUCUUGGCAGUGGGUGAAUUAUUUGUUGGUGUGGUCGCUCUACCUAUGUGGAUUACCAGGUCGUUGCUCGGGAUCUCAGACGAAGAACAUCCCCUAAGCAUUUGGGUCGACAGCGUUUACGUUUUAUCAGUGGCCUCUUCAACUUAUAAUUUAUGUUCUCUUAGUCUGGAAAGGUAUGUCGGAGUUGUACUCCCAUUACGAUAUGGCGCUAUUGUAACCAACAGUCGGUGUUUGAUCACUGCAGUUUCAGUGUGGAUGAUUUCCACCUGCGUUGCUAGCCGCCGCUUUUUGCUUGAUGAGGACACUUUCUGGAUCGCAGCUAUCUCUACUGUGUUCUUUGUUCCAGCUGUUGCUAUUUCCUAUUGCUAUUUUAACAUCUUAAGAGAAUCUUCACGUCAGAUGCGAGUCAUAGCUGAGCAGCAGCGUCCACGGAGCCUCUCCGGCCUCGCUGACAGAAUAAAAAACAAGAAAGCUGCAAUAACGGUUGCCAUUAUAAUAGCAAUCUUUUUCGUAACCUCUCUUCCAGCCUUGGCCUUCUCUUUGACCGAGAUCAUAACCAGUGGAUCUGCAACUUGCGAGCAAAAAACGAGGUUGGAAUCUUGGGGUACGUGGGCGCUUUUCUCGGCAUAUGUGAACGCAGCAGUUAACCCGUGGAUUUAUACGAUGAGAAAAAGAGACUUUAGAUUAGCAUUGAAGAUUAUCGUACUACGUAGAGAAGUCGAAAGUGUUGAGGAAUCGGCCUUUUAGUUGGAUACGAAGACAUUCCCUUUCUGACUGAAGUAUUCGUAGAC